UCUGCUUUCAGGGCAUUUACUUCAGUCUGUAUGAAGUAGAAAUAUCGAAGAAGGAUCAAUAUAAAAUGGAUUGCUUAGUAGAAAAUCUAAAGGAAAAGGACCUGGCAAUUGUCAAAUAUUUACAAGAUCAAGGAGUCCUUAUCCUCCUCACGUCCUCUGCCUUGGCACGAGACGAUGAGUAUGACCCCAAGGAGCCCGGCAGCCUCCUGGCCCUCUUUCUGUUCACCUCAUCCCAGUUGGUGCAUCCAAGAGCUGAAAAGCACGAUGCAAAAGGUGAAAGGGAAGACAGUGACAGCAGCAACAUCUCCUUAAAAGUAGCCUCAGUUUUGCCUGGGCUUCGCUACGCCUUACGGAAAGCCACCAGUUCUUCACAGGGGGACACAGUCGAUAUGAGCACGUGCAUCAAACAGCACCUCCAGGAAUACGCAAAGCUUGAUCAAAAUUCACAGCUCGCCUCUGGCCAAAACAGCAAAGUUCCACUUUCUCCUCUCCUCUCACCCACCAAGGAAGAAUGUACUAAUCCCUUCCAAAAAUGCUCGGAGGAGUCCUUCUCCCAGCUGCGGCGUUACCUCUCCAAUCCCAGCAGCUAUACGCUGGAAAUUUCAGCUGCCUUAGGGUGUUUGACCGGUGCUGCUCAGUCUCUUCGCUGCAAUUCGGAGGCUGAUUGUAAAGUGGACUUUUCUUCGACUGUGCCGCCGGACCCUGCUCCUCCCGAUGCAGCAGCAGAAAUAAAAAUCCAACCUGAGAGCCCGAAGCCCGUGGCAGGGCUGGACCAGAGUGGUGAAGGGCUCGCGAAAGAUGUCAGCUCGGCCAACAAGCUGUGGGUGCAGCAGAGCAGGAGGAAAUCCAGCCGAGCCGUCGUGACCAGCCCCAGGAAGAAAUGGUCACCCCUCAAGAUGCAAAUGCAUCCUAUGGGGGACGGCGGCAGGAACAGGAAAGCAACGAAGAAGAAGAAGAAAAUCAACGUGGCUUUCUCUUUUCCUAAAAAGCCGAGCUUCACGGCCAGUUCCAACGAGCCCAUGCUUAAAUUGGCCAAUUUGCAGUUUCCACACAGAAGGAAAAGAGGUGCGGAGGUCCUGUCUGCAGAAUUUGUGCACAAAACACAGGCGGAACCUGUUCAGAAGGAAACCUCAGCUCUCCGUGAUCCUGGCUUGGAAACAAAGAGACCAAAGAUAUUGAAGAACCCAGACGUGAAAAAGGUUCCUGUUGCUGGGAAAAAGUGGAAGGAGCCGUCCUUUGUCCUCCCAAGCGAAGUUUCUUCCCAGCGCCGCGGAGCGGAGAGCCGGGCGAGCGAGACUUCCCUCGGCAGCGCUGCUGAUCUCGGUUUUGCUGCGAAGGGGAACGACUACGAGUCCCAUGCCUUGAACUUGCUGGCUGAUCUGGCGCUGGGUUCUUGUAUUCCUCCUUUUAUCCCCAGGGACGGUGGGACAACCGCUGGGUCCUGCGGCUCCUCCGGCAACUCUGCAAAGGAGCAGCAGGAUCCUCACAACCACAAAUCCUUGCGUGUCGCUUCCGACCACGAAUACCACAGGGUAGACAACAGAAAGACCCCUGGGAGCCCCAGCCUUGCGAAACCCCACGCCUUGCCUCCAAGAGAGACUCUAGAAGCUGCUGAGGCGAACAAGCACUCCUUCAUCUCCGCCGAGCACUCGUACGCCUCGCAGAUGCCUGAACACUCAAAGAAACACGCGUAUCCCAGAGGUGCCCCCUACCCUGGCCCAGUCCCCUCCAGAAACGGGAUGAGGAACGCCCAAGGAGGACCUUUGGUUGGCAAAGUCCUGCCUUUCCGCCACCAGCAGAACAGCACCCACCCGCAGCGGCCCUUCGAGGCCGUGGCGAUGAGGCCCAGGAGCAAACCGCUCUCCCCCAGGCUGAGGGAAGACUUCAGCAGGUGCCACACGGUGAACGUCUGCGACAAGUCCCUGACGGUGACGUGCCGUUGGGAAGCGGAAUAUCUCUUCCAUUUGGACAGCAGGUACACCAAUGACGCCCUGGAGAAGACCGUCAUCCGCGCCCUGCACGGGUAA
This is a messenger RNA of Apaloderma vittatum (bar-tailed trogon), 2027 nucleotides long. Its product is annotated as protein FAM208B-like. Gene Ontology annotation, biological process: negative regulation of gene expression, epigenetic. The record is from RefSeq and is a predicted model, not a curated record. The annotation marks the transcript as partial. Gene Ontology annotation, cellular component: nucleoplasm. The transcript is spliced from 7 exons. NCBI's taxonomy places the organism in Eukaryota, Metazoa, Chordata, Aves, Trogoniformes, Trogonidae.